UUCUCAAAGCCAGAAAGAAAACAGGGCAUUGCGCAGGAAACUACAGCUACUGGAACUGAAGGUGGCACGGGAGCGCGUCUUCGCCAGUAGUGUCAAGAUCGUCGACCGAUACAGAGGAAUGGCAAGAGGUGAAAGACAUGUCACUGGAGGCCACAGGAGCUUUGUGAAGCCAGCAGGACACAACGUGCAGAGAGAUGAUCAACCCAUAGCUGUUGAUGAGGGGAGUGGAACCUCAACCCAGCAUGUUAUCGUGAUAGAGUCUACAGAUGCAGAGGCUGCAGGUCCUGGGGUCAAGCAGGAGAGGUCUGAAGGAGAGGAUCCACAACACAGAAGAGACAUCCAGACUGGAGCAGCAGCUGGAGCGCCCCCUGUAGCCACGGAUGACCCCACCAUAGCCCCAGCGCAGCCCUGGACCCGAAGCAGCAUCACGGAGGUCAGUGGAACGCCGAACGCCAUCCUCAAGUCAGAGACAGACAUCAAGACUUUAACUGUAACACAAAGGCUCUUACACACAGGAUCUGACCACAGAUCAGACCCAGAGAGACUGGGGCUGGGGCCACUGGGCUGUCCUCCUGCUCCAGGCUCAGAGUAUUUACCGGUAUUUCAUCAUAGCCAGAGGACGGUUCAUUCCCGUGGAGAUGGUGACACGUUAGCCACUGGCGGUGAUGAUCUGUCUUGUUCUUACGCUACAGAGAUGGAACCUGGCAACAUGCCCUUGGGUUUAGAGACACAGACUGAUCUGUCUCGAGGGGACUGGAACCGGUACAGUAGUAGUGUAUACGCUGAAGGGUGCCUAGAUGAGAAAGGGGAGGUUAUAGUGGUAGAUGAAGUGACUGUGAAAUUGGAGGGCGACGUUCCUCCCACAUGGAAUGCAGAUAGUCACCUAGGAGAUGGACACUCACAGGGCAGAGAUUUCUUAAAUUACAGGGAAAGGUUAGAGACAAAUCCAAAUGUCUCGACCCACUCCCCUUUACAUGCAUUCAGGGAUCGCGACCCAGUGUCCACGUCAAUGGGGCCUUCCGAUUCACACGGUCGCGUCCUUUUCGACAGGGCUGGAGCCCAGGCUCGGGGAGGGGGAGAAACAUCAGGCGGUAGUAAGGGGAAACGGUUCCUCUGCAUGUUCUGUAACAAAGGCUUCAGCUGCCCCCAGAAGGUGGAGAUCCACCAGAGGUUCCACACGGGGGAGAAACCCUUCAGCUGUACCCAAUGCCACAUGCACUUCGCCCAGGCUGGUGACCUGAAGAGGCACCAGAGGGUCCACACAGGGGAGAAACCCUACAGCUGCCCUCAGUGUGAGAAGAGGUUCUCCCGCCAGGACCACCUGAAGAUGCACCUGAAGGUCCACACGGGAGAGAGGCUGUUCACCUGUACGCACUGUGGGAAGAGGUUCUCAGAGAGGAGCUACCUUAGGAUACACCAGCAGAAAAACCACUCCUCUCUAUAACAUAGAAAGCAACCAUUCCACUCGAUAGCUUCUGACAUUUAGAUCAAACCCUGCAUUAAAGACAAAGAUGAAUUUUCAUUGUUGUCUGCAGAAAAGAUCCACAGAUGCAUUUGGAAUAACGAGAGUAACACAUUUCAGUGUUGAAUAUUCCUGGGUAGAAUCUUGCAUCCAGACAUCGUGUGAUAUAUACGGCAUAUAUACAGUGCUAUGAAAAAGUAUUUGCCCCCUUUCUAAUUUUCUCUACUUUUGCAUAUUU
This is a messenger RNA of Coregonus clupeaformis (lake whitefish), 1700 nucleotides long. RefSeq names its product zinc finger protein with KRAB and SCAN domains 8-like. The coding region runs from base 119 to 1444 and encodes 441 amino acids. Gene Ontology annotation, biological process: regulation of transcription by RNA polymerase II. The transcript has 3 exons. Lineage: Eukaryota; Metazoa; Chordata; Actinopteri; Salmoniformes; Salmonidae. Gene Ontology annotation, molecular function: DNA-binding transcription factor activity; RNA polymerase II cis-regulatory region sequence-specific DNA binding. The record is from RefSeq and is a predicted model, not a curated record.